Messenger RNA from Scomber scombrus (Atlantic mackerel), 6102 nucleotides. It is a transcript of the gene map1b, whose product is annotated as microtubule-associated protein 1B. Gene Ontology annotation, biological process: dendrite development; microtubule cytoskeleton organization; axonogenesis. The coding region runs from base 1 to 6102 and encodes 2033 amino acids. The transcript has 7 exons. Gene Ontology annotation, molecular function: microtubule binding; actin binding. Gene Ontology annotation, cellular component: microtubule; dendrite; neuronal cell body. Lineage: Eukaryota; Metazoa; Chordata; Actinopteri; Scombriformes; Scombridae. The record is from RefSeq and is a predicted model, not a curated record.
AUGGCCACCCUGGUAGAAACUGCAGAUAUGGAGACUUUAGGCGGUCAAAGCAACACCGGGGCAUCUCCGACAUCCUCGAGCCCCGCGCAGCACUUCACUGACAGCAAAUUCUACUUGCUGGUGGUGAUCGGGGAGAUCAUAACAGAGGAUCACCUCAAGUGUGCCAUUGCGGACAUAGAGAAAGGGAUCCGAUCUUGGGAUACCAACCUGAUUGACUGCAACCUGGACCAGGAACUCAAGCUGUUUGUCUCCAGACACUCAGCUCGUUUCUCUGCAGAUGUCAAAGGUCAGAGAAUUCUUCACCACAAAAGUAAUGUCCUGGAGACGGUGGUACUCAUCAACCCUUCUGAUGAAGCAGUCAGUAUUGAGGCUCGUUUGAUGAUCUCAGACUCUGCCAGACACAAACUUCUGGUCCUCUCAGGGCAAUGCUCUGAAAACACUGGCGAGCUGAUUCUUCAGUCUGGAUCUUUCUCUUUCUCCAACUUUAUUGACAUAUUCGCUGACCAAGAGAUUGGUGAAUUGCUCAGCACUAUUCACCCAGCAAACAAAGCCAACCUUACACUCUCUUGCCCUGAACAAGGUGACUGGAAAAACUCCAACUUGGACAAACACAACCUACAGGACUUCAUUAACAUGAAACUGAACUCCACCCUCAUACUCCCUGAAAUGGAGGGUCUCUCAGAGUUUACAGAGUACUUAUCUGAAUCAGUAGAGAUCCCAUCUCCUUUUGACAUGUUGGAACCACCAACCUCAGGCGGAUUCCUCAAACUCUCCAAACCCUGCUGUUACAUUUUCCCCGGUGGUAGCGGUGACUCCGCUCUCUUUGCUGUCAAUGGCUUCAACAUGCUGAUUAAUGGUGGCUCGGACAGGAAGUCAUGCUUCUGGAAGCUGGUGAGACAUCUGGACCGGGUAGACUCCAUCCUCCUGACACACAUCGGGGACGACAACCUGCCAGGCAUCAAUAGCAUGCUGCAAAGGAAGAUUGCAGAACUUGAAGAGGAACAGUCGCAAGGUUCGACAGCCAACAGUGACUGGGUGAAGAACAUGAUUUCACCAGAUAUUGGUGUUGUGUUUGUGAAUCUUCCUGAAAACCUGGAUAACCCUGAACCCAAUUACAGAGUGAGGAGGAAUGUUGAGGAGGCAGCAUUCACUCAACAGUUCCUCACCAAGCUGAAUUUGAGGAUAGAGCCUUUGCAAAAGCCUGUUGGAAAUGCUAUAGAACCCAUCAUACUUUUUCAGAAAAUGGGUGUGGGGAAGCUUGAGAUGUAUGUUAUAAAUCCAUCAAAGAACAGCAAAGAGAUGCAACACUUUAUGAAACAGUGGACAGGUAGUGAAAAAGACACCGCUUCUAUUCUGCUGCCAAAUGGAAAAGAGUCUGAAUUCCCUGUCUCUUACUUGACUUCAAUCUCUUCACUCAUUGUGUGGCACCCUGCAAAUCCCUCAGAUAAGGUUGUUCGUGUUCUCUUUCCUGGAAAUGCCACCCAGCAUCACAUCUUUGAAGGUUUAGAAAAGUUAAAGCACUUGGACUUCUUGAAGCAGCCAGUUGUCACUCAAAAAGCGAUGUCUUCUAAUAUGCCAUCAACACCGACUCUAAAGCAAGCUAAGAUGAAACACAGAACAGACAGCAAAGAGAGUCUGAAGUCUACCCCGAAGCCAUCACCAAGCAAAAGCAUCAGGAAGGAUUCAAAGGAGGAAACACCAGAAAAGGCAAAAACAGAUGCAGAAUCAUCCCAUGAAAAAACACAAAAGACGGAGAAAAAAGAAAAGGCCCCACUGAAAAGGGAAAAAGCAAAGGCACAUGAGAAAGAAUCAAAAGCAAAGGCAGAGCAAACAGCUCAAAAUGAAACUCCAGAAAAAAAGAAAACCGAAAUAAAAUCCAAAUCUGAAAAGGAAAGGAUUACAAAGAGGGACACCAAAGUAUCUGUGGAAAAGAAGAAGGAGGUUAAAAAAGAAGUAACAAAGAAAGAUGAUACACCCAAACACGAAAUUAAAAAAGAAGACAAAAUGAAGAAAGAGGAGGCAAAGAGAGUUAUAAAAAGGGACAUCAAAAGAGAUUCCCCUCUGAAGGAAAAGAAGGAAGAAAAGAAAGAGCUAAAGAAAGAUGUGAAAAGGCCCUUUAAAGACAUAAAAAAGACAUCCACUGCAGGUGAGGAAAAAAGUCCAAAACCAAAGCCCCUGAAAAAAGACGAUGCAUCAAAGAAGGAAGCAGCAAUCCCAUCAAAGUUAAAAGAGAAAGGAAAGGUGAUAAAGAAGGAGACAAAGAAGGAGACAAAGGUGGAUAGUGGUAAACUUGCAGCUACUGCAGCAGCUGUUGUAGAGGAUCCAGAAGUGGAGAGAUCUCUGAUGUCCUCACCAGAGGACCUCACAAAGGACUUUGAGGAGCUCAAAGCAGAGUUUGUGGAGGAUGAUGCAACUGUACAACAAACUAAGGAGGAAGAGUCUGUGAUGAUCCACCAUGAAGAAGUAAUCCAGACUAAAGAGUCACCUGAGGCAUUAGAGUCUGUGGAUGAGGGUAUAACCACAACAGAGGCUGAAGGAGACAAUGGAGAGACUCCAGAUGAACAGGUUCCUAAGGGAAAACUCAAUAGCAGUGUAAGUGAGAAGUUUGAAGAUGAGGGCACUGUGAUGGAAGAGACAUCCGAAGGAGGGGAUUAUGAAGAGAAAGGAGAAAUAGAAGAAGUUUAUGAACCACAGAGAGUGGAAUCAGAUAAAGAAAAGCUUACACCUACUGAAAAUAAACAUAUUGAUGAAGUCAAACCAGGAGAUAGUGCUAAGGACAAUGAUGAUGUGCCUAAUGAAAAUGUAGAAGGUCAGCAUAUACGUGAAAGAGAAACUGAGAAACAGAAAAUGUUUGUAUCAGAUUCACCCAAAGUGUCCUCGCCAGUUUCCCCAGCUGCAUCUAUCCAUGAUGAAAUGAUUCCAGUUGGCUUUGAAAGCUCAACAGCCUCAGAUGAUGAAAACAGAGAUGAACCCCAUGAGGAUUACACCAUCACCUCUGCCCACACUCAGUCCACCAUUGAGAUCUCAAGUGUGCCUACUCCUAUGGAUGAGAUGUUAACUCCAAGGGACAUUAUGAGUGAUGAAAUGAAUAUGAAUGAUGAGACUGAAUCUCCUUUACAGGAUGUUGGCAGGUUUGGUACCUCACUAUCUGGAGAGUUUGAUAGGAAGAGGAUCUCUCCACUUCAGGAUUUGGUGGGAUCAGAUCACUCUCAAAGUGAUGCCACAGAAGGCCACGACUACAACCACUCCGCUUCCACGAUAUCUCCCCCUUCAUCACUAGAAGAGGAUAAAUUCUGUAAGGAGUUUCCCUUUGAAGGGAAAGCUGAAGGGUUUGCUACUGCUCAAGAUACUACUGAGAAGUUUGAUGCAGACUCAGCUAGACUCACUUCAGCUUCCACAACAUCACCUCUUGUACGUUCACCCUCAGUAGACAGGAAGAACAAGUUUGAUUCUCCAUCAUUGUUUGCUGCUCCAAUAGAACUGUCCACCACUCUGGCAGGGAGCACCAAAGCAACAGCUGAGUCCUCCAUCAGCGCAGAUGACAAGACAUGGGAAGGGGCAAAUUCUCCUCAGUCGUCUGGUCACACACCUUACUAUCAGUCUCCAGUAGAUGAAAAAGCAGGAGCUCUACCACCUGUGUCAGAAGACAAAGCAAGGGGUCCAGUAAUUGUGGAGGUCACAAGUGAUAAAGAGGACUCCUCCAACAGGGAUACUCCAGAGCCUAAUGAGCCAGAACAAGAGAGUUCCUUCCCUGCAGAGAGAGUAAUGUCCCCCCUCUUAAAAAGUCCCCCUCCAACUGAGCCUGAAUCCACAAUGAAGAACGAAAAGUUAUCCUUUGAUAUAGAUCACAAGAAAACUGAGGAAAACAGCCAUUCAAUCUUGUCCUCAACACUAAUGACCAAACAGGAAUCAGACACCAAUCCUUUCACAGCAUUCAAAGAAGAGAGUAAAAUGUCAAUUUCAGAGGGUACCACAUCAGACAAGUCAGGCACACCUCUGGAGGAAGUGGUAGCAGAGGACACAUUUUCACAUUUAGCUUCAGCGUCCACCGCCUCCCUGGCCACCAGCUCCUUUCCAGAGCCCACCACUGAUUCUCCUUCCCUUCAUGCUGAGGUAGGCUCUCCUCACUCAACAGAAGUAGAUGACUCUCUGUCUGUCUCUGUGGUUCAGACCCCAACCACCUUCCAUGAAGCUGAGGGAUCACCAUCUAAGGAAGAUAGCCCCAGGCCCAUGUCCAUCUCCCCAGACAUCUCACCAAAGACAAAAAGUAGAGGACAGAUGCAAGACACAAAAUCCCCAGAGCACUCUACUAUGUCAAUAGAGUUUGGCCAAGAGUCCCCUGACCACUCCUUAGCCCUCGACUUUAGUAGGCAAUCUCCAGAGCACCCAUCUUUGGGAGGCAGCUCACGUGCUACGGAGAAUGGUCCAACUGAGGUAGACUACAGUCCCACAGAUGGAACUGACGGAAAACCAUCUAGAGAGAAAAUUUCUACAGUGGAAAAGGCGUUGCUUUUUGAAGAUAGUGAUUCAGCCCGUGCCACUUCUGCAACCCCAUCAGAUGCAUCUCAGUCCACUCCCUCUGUUACAACCCCAUGCCAAAUGGCAGAAAUGCCACCUGGUGUGGUUGAGCAGACAGAAAGGUCUCCUGUCACCCCAAAAGCAGCCUCUCUCACCCACUCUCCCCAUUCCAAUGAGCCAUCCCCAGUGCUCGGAAGUCCCCCGGAUAAAGAUAGCACCAGCCCAAUUUCACCAUCCAUGGAGAGCAUUGCUUAUAAAUUUGACACACAGCAAAAAUACGAAAAGUCACCCUCACCUCCUCAAGCUGCUUCCCCAUCAUCCUCUUUUUCAUUUUCAAAAGAAGGGACACUUGCCCAGGCAAAGGAGACUAAUCCCUUUAAAUGUGAGGAUUUUACACUUGAAGCAAAAUCCCCCGUGAGCCCCAAAAUUCCUUCCCCAUCAUCCUUACCUCUCUUCUCUGAUCUGUCUAAUUACAAUUCUGCGUGUGGCUCCAGGGACCCAGAUUUCACAAAGAAAAGUCCCUCAGCUCCAUCUAGGACAGAUGUCGACCUCUGCCUAGUCACUUCAUGUGAGUAUCGUCACCCCAAGACAGAACUCUCCCCAUCUUUCAUCAACCCCAACCCUCUUGAAUAUUUCAUCAAUGAAGAGAACAACUUGCAGGAGGGGAAGCCUCUGGCCAAGUUAGGAGGAGGGCCCCCACCCCCAGGGGGUAAGCUGUCUGCCAAGCAAUGUGAGGAGACCCCACCCACAUCCAUCAGUGAAUCUGCCCCCUCCCAAACUGAUUCAGAUGUUCCACCAGGGACAGAGGAGUGCCCCUCCAUCACAGCAGAUGCUAACAUUGAUUCUGAGGACGACUCUGAGACUCUACCUACUGACAGAACCCUUACCUACAGGCAUGCCGAUCCUCCUCCGGUCGCACUCAGGGAUUCUGCUCCAUCUUCAGGCCACCACGAUGUCUGCAUGGUAGACCCAGAGGCCCUCAAAGCUGAAGAAAACCUUCACAAUGCUAAUACAGAUGGAAAGACCAAGAAGAAAAAGCUCUUGAAGAAGUCCUCCUCGCCAGCCAGGAAGACUGGUCUAUCAAAAGUGAAGGACUCAAAGACGGCCUCUCCUAAGAAGAGUGUCGGAGAAGGGAAAGAUGCCAAAAAUGCAACCAAUACCUCUGCAUCCAGAGGUGUAAAAAGUGCCACAUCAGGUGAUGGAAAGGUAUCAGGCGGGGCAGCUCUGCCCAACUGUCCUCCCAUGUAUAUGGAUUUGGUUUACAUCCCCAAUCACUGCAGUGCCAAGAAUGUGGAUGCAGAGUUCUUUAAGCGCGUGCGAUCUUCUUAUUAUGUGGUCAGUGGCAAUGACCAGACAGCUCAGGAGCCCAGUAGGGUUGUCCUUGAUGCCCUGCUGGAAGGAAAGGCCCAGUGGGGAAACAACAUGCAGGUUACCCUUAUUCCAACCCAUGACACUGAUGUGAUGAGAGAGUGGUACCAGCAGACCCACGACAAGCAGCAGGAGCUGAACAUCAUGGUCCUGGCCAGCAGCAGCACUGUUGUAAUGCAGGAUGAGUCAUUCCCGGCUUGUAAGAUAGAGAUGUAG